GUUUUUUGGGUGAAUACUAAAGGGAAGUUAGAAAGCUGUAAAUUAGAUAACCUAGAAGAGAAGGGAGAAGAGAGAAGGUUCGAAGGGGAGAGUGGUUCAGCGGCGCCAGAUUUCGAAGGGGAAUGAUCGAGGGCGGCAGCGAUAGACGGUUCGGCGAGACCGGUUCGGCGGCAGCAACGCUUGACAAUUCGAGACUGGUUCGACGGCUCGACGAUUCGGCGGCGAGACUGGUUCUUCUCUUCGAUCUGUAAAACAUCUCAGUAAAUAUAGAUAUGAACUACAAAAGAAGAAAAGGGAACAACAAAAGAAAACCAACAGGGUGGAUUUGAAGGAGCUCAAGAUGGGUUACAACAUCGAUGUGCAUGAUUAUACUGUGCGUUUGAAAGCUGCACGGAAGUUUCUGAAUGAUGGAGACAAGGUUAAGAUUAUAGUGAACUUGAAGGGCCGUGAAAAUGAGUUCAGAAAUAAUACUAGUGAGCUUAUUAAGUGUUUUCAGAAUGAUGUUGGGGAGAGUUACAAUCGGGAUUUUUUCUUAUUUCUCUACUUCCUUCUCAUCAUAGUUUCAGCAAUUACUUCUUUCAAGAUUCAUCAUGAUAAGUCACCAAUCUCAGGAAAAUCCAUAUUGUAUCUGAACAGGCAUCAAACUGAAGAGUGGAAAGGUUGGAUGCAGGAAUGUCAAAUAAUGCAAGCUGGCCUGGAGGUUGCAGAUGCACCAAGCUCAUCUGAGAUGCAUGAAUCAGAUUCGGCUGCUGCAGCUGCUGCUGCUGGUUUGUUGCUGCUGCCACCCUUGUGGUUGAUGCUUGCUCGGCUGCUGCUGCAAUGUUGCUGUGAGACGGCUGCUAUUAGAUGUUGGUCUGCUGGAUAAGUUUGUGGAUACUUUUCAUGUCGUUUUGCCUAUCUUUGUUAGUUUCAUGUUUUCAUUUUGUUAUCUGUUGUUUGUAAUGUGGGUUCACAAUUUGGAUGUAUUUGGGUAUUUUAAUGAGUUUACCCUUUUAGGUUUUAUACACUACUUCUAAAAGCAGUAUCAGCAGUGUUUUUUUUGCUUACACAUCAACUUUAGGUGAUUUCAUAUCAAUGUUAUUAGUUUGUAAUAGUAGUGCCUGAGGGAUGCCUCUUGUAAAUCUGUAAAUCUUAUAAAAAUAUAUAAAUUAUUUUCAAUUGUUUUUG
Molecule: messenger RNA, 1167 nt
Organism: Camellia sinensis
Lineage: Eukaryota; Viridiplantae; Streptophyta; Magnoliopsida; Ericales; Theaceae
Source: RefSeq, a predicted model, not a curated record